This is a messenger RNA of Prunus armeniaca (apricot), 231 nucleotides long. The record is from the annotation of a GenBank genome assembly. NCBI's taxonomy places the organism in Eukaryota, Viridiplantae, Streptophyta, Magnoliopsida, Rosales, Rosaceae.
AUGAAAGAUUUGGGCAAACUUCACUAUUUUUUGAGCAUUGAAGUUACCUAUGCUGGUGACUCUAUGCAUCUCACACAAUCCAAGUACGCUAUUGAUCUUCUUCAACGUACUAAGUUUUUGGAUGCAAAGCCAAUUUCUAUACCAGUUUCCAGUGGGCAAAAAUUGAGUGCUUAUGUUGGUGAACCGCAUACUAAGCCUGAGACCUAUAGAAGCAUUGUGGGCGCUUUGUAG